CCACACGGAGGUGAAGGAGGCGCCCAGUACCACAGAAGCUGUUCUCAUGUCAACUAAUGGCCCAGAGGCGACGAAGAAAAUCAGCCAUUUAUUAAUUCACUUUGGGGACCAGACUUUAUCGCUCACCUCCAGCUCAUUUUAACCACACAGUGCGCAGCAGCUACGCCCCGGGGCUGAUGGCGGCAUCCAUGGAGGGGACCCUCCCUAUAAACUAAGCUCUCACUAUGUCUGAUGGCGACUAUGAUUACCUCAUCAAAUUCUUAGCCCUCGGUGACUCUGGUGUGGGAAAAACAAGCUUCCUCUACCAAUACACGGAUGGCAAGUUUAACUCCAAGUUCAUCACUACAGUCGGGAUAGACUUCAGAGAAAAAAGAGUGGUCUACAAAUCAACAGGUCCAGAUGGAUCUUCAGGUAAAGGACAGAAGAUUCACAUGCAGCUCUGGGACACUGCAGGACAAGAGAGGUUUCGGAGUUUGACGACUGCGUUCUUUAGAGAUGCGAUGGGUUUUCUUCUGCUGUUUGACCUCACCAAUGAACAAAGUUUCCUCAACGUCAGAAACUGGAUGAGUCAGUUACAGAUCCAUGCAUACUGUGAAAGCCCGGACGUCGUCCUGUGUGGAAACAAAUGUGACCUGACAGAUCAGAGAGCAGUCAGUGAAGAGGAGGCCCGUGAGCUGGCAGAGAAGUACGGAAUCCCGUACUUUGAGACGAGUGCUGCAAACGGACAAAAUGUGAACCAGUCUGUGGAUGUUUUGCUGGAUCUCAUCAUGAAGAGGAUGGAGCGAUGCGUUGACAAGUCCUGGAUCCCCGAUGGGACCGUCCGAGUUAAUGGACCCACCAACCCAGACCUCUCAGAGGCCCCUGAGAGGGGCAAAUGUGCAUGUUAGAAGGAUUGAUGAGUCGGCUGGUCACAUAUCUGUGCUCAUAAUAGUGGCUAAAAAUAGGAAGUCAUCCAAGUUUAACAGUGGGAGUAUAAAUAUAUAUAUGUAUGUAUUUUAUGUUAAGUGAGGUGGAAGUUGAUUGAUUUUGUUUCAUUUUACCCACACACCAGUGCAUUAAUGAUCUACUGUCGCUGAGAUGUGGUUUUAUUUAAACAGUUAAAUGCCUUUUGGUAAAGUCAUUUCAUUUCAAUUCAGUUCAUAGGACAACCUUCUGAGGAAAAUGUCGCUGGAGUGUGGGAUAUUUAUUAUUUCAUAUAAUACCAAGGAUAUAAAUCAAGCAAAGUCCUCAACUCAAUAUGCUGAUCAAAUAUUCAGGAAUAAACUUUUGGCUCAAAGCAGCUGAGGGAGCUUCCCUAACAGAUGUGCUAUCAAUAAGGUUUCUUGUACUUGCUGUAAAGUAAGCUUAGAUUUACACUGAAAUGAAGAAAGAAGCUCUCUGAUCCUUCCUCUGCAGACAGAUAGAGCUAGUCUGAUGCCUCCAGUCAUACUUGUUGUUGGGAUUGUAGUAAGCUGGGACGUACCUUUAUUAGUAACCUGCAGGGUGCUUAUAAUGUACUACUAAAUGUCGUAAAUGCUGUAAUUUCAUAAGUGUGACUGUGUGACAAUGUGACAAUGUGUUUCUCACAUUGACCAUUUGUGGCUUGUCUGACAAGCCAUAACAACUCAUUUAUGCUCUUUUAGUGCAUGUGCUUGUUUUCAUCUGUGAUAAGAAUGAGGAUAUUUGAUGUGCCUAAUUUUUCUGCACAUCACUAAGAACAGCGACAGGUUUCACCAAUAACAGCCACUGGUUCCCAAUGAAAUAUUUAUUUCAAUUAUCAUAUUUUUAAAAGAUAUUUAUCCUUAAUUCGGCAGGAAAAGAAUACUGUCCGCUAAGUGAGAAACCAUUAAGAGUGCUGGAGUUUAAAUUUUCUGCAUAAUCUGUAGAGAAAAUGAAAAUGCAAAAUCUGACUGGAACAGUUUUGUAUCUACUCUUCAGUUUACCUUUUACAGUUCAGUGUCAGUUUAGGAGACAUGUAGUCACACGUAACUCCCUUGUAUUAAACUGAGGGCUUUAGAGAAAUAAUUAAAAAAAACAAAAUACUUAGAGAUGAUUCGGCCACCAGCUAAAUAAAUAACUGCUCCCUUUCAGUCAACUCAUACAAAUUCAUGCGAGUAUUAACUGGUAGAAAUGUUGCGUUAAGGUGUCUAAAGCUAUUAAAUUUUGAAGGAGUGGUAAAGAAUGGUGUUAAUUUAGUUGAUUAGGCAAAAUAAGGUAGGAAAAUGAUAUAUAUUCUGAUUAUUUAUUUUAUACAUUUUUCAUCAACAAACUGUUAAAGCAAGACAUUAAAAGCCUAAGACUUCCUAGCGUCCAUCUUGUUGUUACACCAAUCAUUUAAUGUUUUACAAAAAUGAGGGUCUUUACACUGUUAGUAAAACACUGGAAUGGUAUUGUAUUUGUGUCAAAGUGUGUUAAUGGUUUCACACAAAAAUCCACAUAAUAUGUAUUAUACUGUCAUUCUUUCCUGUGUAAAUGGUGAAUGUGAUGUUUUACAUAAAAAACAAGUUUAUUUUUCCGUUCACUCAAUCCACCAAUGGAAGAGUUAUGACUAAAAUUAUGUUUGAUUAUAUCAGCACAGUACACUGAAAUAUUUCGUUUUGUGCCAUAAAGUUUCAUAUGCAAAAUAUGUAAAUUAUGUCCAAAAUAAACAUUUUUAUUUA
Messenger RNA from Cheilinus undulatus (humphead wrasse), 2639 nucleotides. It is a transcript of the gene rab27a, whose product is annotated as RAB27A, member RAS oncogene family. Bases 225 to 887 code for a protein of 220 amino acids. The record is from RefSeq and is a predicted model, not a curated record. NCBI's taxonomy places the organism in Eukaryota, Metazoa, Chordata, Actinopteri, Labriformes, Labridae. The transcript has 7 exons. Gene Ontology annotation, cellular component: melanosome; secretory granule. Gene Ontology annotation, molecular function: GTPase activity; GTP binding. Gene Ontology annotation, biological process: melanosome transport; positive regulation of exocytosis.